This is a messenger RNA of Nymphaea colorata (pocket water lily), 1504 nucleotides long. RefSeq names its product protein MET1, chloroplastic. Gene Ontology annotation, molecular function: protein binding. Bases 135 to 1103 code for a protein of 322 amino acids. NCBI's taxonomy places the organism in Eukaryota, Viridiplantae, Streptophyta, Magnoliopsida, Nymphaeales, Nymphaeaceae. The transcript is spliced from 7 exons. The record is from RefSeq and is a predicted model, not a curated record.
GAGCCACAGGAGCUACCCCCAAAAGAUGUCAUCUGCAACGAGAAGACCCUUCCGUCCCUCCGCACCCUUCCUUUCCAUCGUCACUCUUAGUCGAAACAGCAGUCCCCUGCUAUCGAGUCUCAGAGUCCACCGCCAUGUCCCUCUCCCUUUCUGCCUCCUCUCUAUGCUCCCCUUCCUCCACCCUUUCCAGGCACAGCAAGCAACACCCGUCUCUCCCCUUCGAUCCCCAACAGAGAUUUCCUUCUAUCCUGAGGUCCUCUCCAGUUUUCUUGACUACCCAUCUCGCCCAACGCCCGGUUCCGGUCGUCCGGGCAGCUGCCACCGAUGCUGAGCCAGCCACCGAGGAGGAAUUCGAAGAAUAUGAGGUCGAAUUGGAUAAGCCUUAUGGGUUGAGGUUCUUCAAGGGCUCGGAUGGAGGGACCUACAUUGACGCCAUCGCUCCUGGUGGAUCCGCCGAUAAGUCGGGGUUGUUCACAGUCGGAGACAAGGUGCUUGCGACCAGUGCUGUGUUUGGGCCUGAGAUAUGGCCUGCUGCUGAAUAUGGGCGCACAAUGUACACAAUCCGCCAGAGGAUUGGGCCUUUGCUGAUGAAAAUGCAAAAAAGAUAUGGGAAGGUUGAGUUUGUUGAACUUACAGAGAAAGAAAUCAUUAGAGCUGAAAGAAACUCAGGUUUUAUCAGCGACAGAGUUAGGGAGAUCCAAAUGCAAAACUACCUAAGGUUGAUGGAACAAAAGGAGCGCAGAGAAAGGGAACUUCGGGAGGGUUUAAGGCUUUACAAGGAUGCGAAAUAUGAAGAAGCAUUGAUAAAAUUCGAGUCCGUUUUGGGGUCCAAGCCUGAACCUAGAGAAGCUUCCAUUGCAUGUUACAAUGUUGCCUGCUGUUAUUCUAAGCUUAAACAGGUACAAGCUGGUCUAUCUGCACUUGAGGAUGCCCUAAAAGCGGGUUAUGAAGAUUUCAAGGCCAUCCGUUCAGAUCCUGACCUUGCAACUAUAAGAGAUACAGAAGAAUUCGAGGGGCUAAUGGAGAAAUUUGAUGAAUCCUUCAUCAAUCAGAAUGCAGUAAAGGCCAUCAAGUCCCUAUUUGGCAUAUUUGGCAAUAAAUGAAAUUCUACUUGCACCGACAUGAUAUUCAAACACAGAUAUAUCAGAAUUCUGCAAAACUUGGACCAAGCCAAGUUUGGGAAUUGUUGGUGGUGGAUUCAGCAACCACGUUCGGCUGUAUAAUUCAGGCCAUCAUCUGGCAUGUACAUCUGUUCUGUAAAGAGCAACUACAAGAACAGAACUUCUUUCACCAUUUUCCUUUGAUUACAUCACCCAGGUGAUCUAACUGGCGCUUCAGCUUCCUUGCUCCCCGUUUUGCCUUUCCAAUAUCAAUUAUGAUUGUUAUGUAACAACUGUUCUGUGGAACAGUUAUCAUCGGAUCCCUUUCUUUUUUCUGUUCGCAUUUUGUUUUGAUGGAAACUACUCAACAAAGGGACAAUUUAUUGGUUCUGAACUUUGACUCA